Molecule: messenger RNA, 3509 nt
Organism: Oncorhynchus gorbuscha (pink salmon)
Lineage: Eukaryota; Metazoa; Chordata; Actinopteri; Salmoniformes; Salmonidae
Product: epithelial cell-transforming sequence 2 oncogene-like
Exons: 17
Coding region: 475-2958 (827 amino acids)
Molecular function (GO): protein binding; guanyl-nucleotide exchange factor activity
Source: RefSeq, a predicted model, not a curated record
UAUUCCUCGUGUCCACUCUUGUCACGUCUCCAGAACCCAUUGGAUGAGAAGGUCGGUGAACAGGGACCACUACCGGCGGUGUGCGUGGGAAUGUUGCAUGCGCCUUAUGCUCUAGUUUCUGUUAUUCUGUCUCUAAGGAGACCAGGCAAGGAGAGGGAGGAAUUGUGGGGAAGGAGAGUAGGUUUUUAAUAAAUAGCACUUUAUAGUCACACUUGUGCAGGUCUAUGGAAUAAUUACAUUGCAUAGGACCUCCUUGACCGGACAGUUUUUGAAACGCAGGUAAAUGCUGUAUCAUUGUAUUAUUAGAUUUUGGACUGUUGACUGAAGAAGAUUUUACCCGCACUUUGUUUAAAAUACUGAAUUUGAACCACACAAACAAUCGCGUAUAAAAGGCUACCCAAAAGAAGGCUAUCGAUUUAAAUUAAACAGAGCGUAAUCGGGUAGUAUCCUCAACGGGCCCAAACCACCCAUAAAAUGACAUCCGUGGAUCUGACCGUUCGGUCCAGUCCUGGUCCUAACCCAGGUCCUCACAGCGUGACACAGUGGCAACUGAGCGGGACAGACUACCAACCCCAGUCGGCCCUGAUGCAUCGCAGCUCGUUCACAGGGACAGCCGACACCCGCUUCAGUGCCUGGACCCCCAUCACAAACAAGACCUCCAACCACCAGUUGUUUGAGGAGCGGACGACCCUGGUGCUUCACUGGUUUGACCUUUGGACUGACCGCCAGAGAAAACUCUUCCUGCAGGCGCUGCUGUCACAAUGCACCAGGUCCCAGCUCAAGUCCUGCAGGGAUUGGCUGAUGCAGAUCGUGCCGGUGACGCGCGUGGACUUCACCUCCGUGUUGCCACGGUUCCUGUCUCUCUAUGUGAUGUCAUUCCUGAGCCCUCGUGACCUCUGCUCUGCCGCACAGGUCAGCUGGCAUUGGAGGGUCCUGGCUGAACAGGACUGUCUGUGGUCAGUGAGGUGUGUGCGCCGGGGCUGGUUCCUGCCCUAUAAUCCAGGGGACAGAGAGUAUGGUGGGUGGAAGAGCCACUAUGUGUCCUGUGUGUCCACUCUGGACUGGCUGACACCCAGAGAGGCAGCACAAACGUACGGCACACUCAACAUGCCCUGCUCCGGAGAGAGGGAGGAGGAGGAGGAGAGACGCAGGGAGAGGAGGAUCAGACAAACCAUCCGGGAGAGAGUGGAGGAGCAGAAGAGAGCUUCGCUGACGUCCAGACCAGCUUGGAGGAGCAACAGCAACAGACCAGGGGGAAUAGUGGUCAGCCGUCCCCAGGGAGAGAGGCUGGUGCCUGGGAGAACGAGGAGCGUUCAGCCCUCUCCCUCCUGGUUGUCAGACAGGACGGGACGUGUCUGUUUAACCCCUGACAUCAGCCUUAACUUGACCCCCACUCUGACCCUGGAGAAGAGCCAGCUCUCCAGCCAUGUGAGGUCCCAGGCCAUGGGGGACAGUGUGAACAGAGAAGGUUGGCCCACUUCCACCAGUAGCAGACCCAGAGCCUCUUCCUCUCUCUCUCCAUCACCACCUCUUCUGCUGCUGCUGUCUAACAGGAUACCUGCCUACGAGUUGGUCCUGUGUGGUGUGAGAGUAGGAGUGGUGGUGGUUCUAUACGACCACAGAGGGACCCUCCAGGCUCUGUUAUCCCAGGCAGAAAGGGCUCUGGGUGGGCAGCGAGCUCAGAGACUUGGGGUGCUAGCUCCUGGAGGUACGGAGGAGAUCACUCUGCUGCAAGGCUACAAAGUGACAGAGAGGAGUGUGCUGACCCCGGACUACAGGGAAUUCUGGGAGAAGCUGUGUGGUUGGGUCGUUCUACCUGAGGAGGGAGGAGGGGUGGACAUCUUCUGUCCCCUCGCAGCAUCUGCCAGAGGAGUGCUGCUGGUCCAGUUUCUGUCUACUCUGACAGGGCUAGAGGUCUCAGCUCCUACUGGGAUGGCCACCGGAUGCUUCCAGAACAUCCUGAGUGAGUGGUCAUGUAGCAGUGGUGACUGGACCGGGGUUAGCGGUGUGUGUGCGUCCCCCCCCGCCCAGCGCUACGUGUGUGAGGGUGUGUUACAGGGAUGGAGCUGGCAGACCCAGUGGCUGGAGGAGGCUCUAGGAGCCCUGAGGGACCAUCUGGGGCCACAACUACCACGACUGAGUCUGGACACCAGGGGACGAGUACUGGGUCAGUUUCUAUGGGAGGCGGUAGCUCUAGAUCAUCUGAGUGUCUCUAAGGAGGUGACUGUAGCUCUGACUGAGGGUCUCACAGCACUGGCAGCAGAGGAGUGCAGAGAGAUGAACCCUGCUUUCCGAGCUUUCCUAAAGAGACAAGACAGAACCCUGGAGACACACAUGCUGAGUCUGCAGGAGCUGUUGCUGUGUCCAGUGUGGCGUAUAGAGGAGUAUGUAACUCUGCUGCAGGCGCUGUCUCUACACACAGUCUCUCAACACUCCGAUCACACACAGCUGUCUGGCGUAUUGGACAAACUCACCCACUACAGGGACUUCAUACGCAAGCUGAAGAGGAACUCAGAGAAAGCCACAAGGAUGCAGGAGACCCAGCGACAGAUCCGGGGCUGUCCAAACUUGUGUGAGGGGGGCAGACAGCUAAUCACCACUCAGGACGCGGCUCUGCUUAGAUGCCCCAGUGAUGACAUCACAGCCUCACUCAGGAUGUAUGAACACGUUUCUGACGUGGGUCUCUUCUUGUUCAACGACGCAAUGGUUCUGACCGAGAGGAAUGUGUGUCACCGACCCUUCACACACACACACUGCGACACACACACCUUCCUGGCCUCUGUCGCCCUGCACAGCCUCACCCUCAGAGAGAUCACAGACACGCGCUAUGUGUGUCAUGGGUUUGUCCUGGAGGGUCCUAGUCGUGUGUGGGUCUGUGCUAUAGAGAGAGAGGAGGACAAGGAGAGGUUCCUUUGCACCCUGCGUUCAGCCAUACAUACUGCCAUCACAGAAAGUUAGGGUAGAGAACCCUCACCAUAGACUCUCACACACACACGCACGCACGUACGCACGCACGCACGCACGCACGCACGCACGCACGCACGCACGCACGCACACACACACACACACACACACACACACACACACACACACCAGUUUAGCCAGAUCCCACUUGAAAAAGAGGGUUUUGACCUCAUUGGGACUUCCUGAUUUGAUACAAUCCGUCAUUCUUCAAUCAACCACUAGGUGGCAGGAAAGAGGAUUUCUGCAACCAGAUAGUAUGAGUCCCCAUAGAUAGCCAAGCUCCAAGGUUAAAUUUGACUGUAUCGUAAAAAUGUAUUGAUUUAAGGUUAGGCAUAAGGUUAGCAGUGUGUUUAGAUUUAAGGUUAAAAUCACAUUUUAAGAACAUAUUGAAGAACUACACAGGGUUUCUCACUAGACAGAGUUCUAAAAUAUAGGGAUGACCUGAGAGUAACUUGGCCAGAUAGUGAUGACCUGAGAGUAACUUGGCCAGAUAGUGACGAUCUGAGAGUAACUAGGCCAGAUAGUGAUGACCUGAGAGUAACUUG